Clarias gariepinus (North African catfish) is the source of this 351-nucleotide messenger RNA. RefSeq names its product chromosome 8 C10orf53 homolog (gene c8h10orf53). The coding region runs from base 29 to 316 and encodes 95 amino acids. Lineage: Eukaryota; Metazoa; Chordata; Actinopteri; Siluriformes; Clariidae. The transcript is spliced from 3 exons. The record is from RefSeq and is a predicted model, not a curated record.
CUGGCUCAGGAAACAGAGAUCAUACUCGAUGUCUUCACUGGUCACUAUUCGCUAUGGCCCUUACGAGUCGUGUGGAGUUGUGAAUUACAAGACUUUUCGCCUAGAAGGCCUGCAAGCGGUUCUGAGAGACUGCGGCUACGUGUGUGUUCUUGAGGAAGCACCUGACUGGAACCAGGUGGAGCUGCUGGUUCAUGGAGAAAGCGUGUAUCAGUGUGACAUCAACAAGCUGGAGUUCGGAGGUGAUGGGCAGCUUGAUCCACAUUGUCAAGAAGCUCUAGAAGCAGUAAGGAACGCAUACCAUCAACACCAAAUAUGAUACUAGAAUAUUAAUUUAAAAAACAAACAAAUAAU